AUGGCGCUUGCCUUUCUGUCUGGGAACCACCACAUCUCCUUCAUUGGCUGUGGUGCUCAGCUCUUCCUCUUCAUGACCCUGGUGGGAGCAGAGUGCCUUCUGCUGGCAGCCAUGGCUUAUGAUCAUUACGGGGCCAUCUGCCACCCACUGCGCUACCCCAUCUUCAUGCGUCCCUUGAUCUGCCUGCUCAUGGUGGUUGGGUCCUGGCUGGGCGCACUGCUAAAUGCCUUGAUUCAUGUAGUCUACACACUGACUCUCCCUUACUGCAUCUCCAGGGAAAUACAUCAUUUCUUUUGUGAGAUCCCAGCCCUGUUGAAACUGGUCUGUGUGGACACUUCCCAAUAUGAAAAGGCUCUUUUUGUCAGUGGUGUUAUUUUUCUCCUCCCUCCCAUCUCAGCCAUCAUGGCAUCCUAUGGAAAAAUACUGUCCAUCGUACUGAAAACAGGCUCAAGCGUGAACCUCAGGAAAACCUUGGCCACUUGCUCUUCUCACAUGACUGUAGUAUCUCUAUUCUACGGGGCUGCAAUCAUCAAGUACCUUCUGCCAAAGUCCUACCACACCCCUGAGCAAGAUGUGCUGGUCUCUGUCCUCACCUUACUUGCACCUGUGCUCAACCCCCUUAUUUACAGUCUGAGAAACAAGGACGUCCCUAGGGCCCUUAGGAAAGUUCCCAAAAAUAAGGAAUAA
Molecule: messenger RNA, 687 nt
Organism: Loxodonta africana (African savanna elephant)
Lineage: Eukaryota; Metazoa; Chordata; Mammalia; Proboscidea; Elephantidae
Product: olfactory receptor 2AJ1-like
Exons: 1
Coding region: 1-687 (228 amino acids)
Biological process (GO): detection of chemical stimulus involved in sensory perception of smell; G protein-coupled receptor signaling pathway
Cellular component (GO): plasma membrane
Molecular function (GO): olfactory receptor activity
Source: RefSeq, a predicted model, not a curated record